Scomber japonicus (chub mackerel) is the source of this 1098-nucleotide messenger RNA. It is a transcript of the gene lman2la, whose product is annotated as lectin, mannose-binding 2-like a. NCBI's taxonomy places the organism in Eukaryota, Metazoa, Chordata, Actinopteri, Scombriformes, Scombridae. The record is from RefSeq and is a predicted model, not a curated record. Gene Ontology annotation, biological process: endoplasmic reticulum organization; endoplasmic reticulum to Golgi vesicle-mediated transport; Golgi organization. The coding region runs from base 1 to 1098 and encodes 365 amino acids. Gene Ontology annotation, molecular function: D-mannose binding. Gene Ontology annotation, cellular component: COPII-coated ER to Golgi transport vesicle; endoplasmic reticulum membrane; Golgi membrane. The transcript is spliced from 9 exons.
AUGGCAGCCGACAGCAGGAGCGAUCGUUACAGCGACUCCAAAUCAAUGUCCAGUUUAUUUUCUACACGGAAUAUAAUGCCUUUUAAAUCAUACUGGAUAUUAGCGUUCCUGCUUUUUUCUGUAAGCCGAUGUUUCGCCGACGAUGAUCACGAAAUGGAAGAGUUUCUGAAGCGGGAAUAUUCCCUUUCCAAGCCUUACCAGGGUGUGGGAUCGUCAAGCUCCUCCCACUGGGAUCUGAUGGGGGAUGCCAUGGUAACCGCCGACCAGGUGCGCCUCACACCUGACAUGCAGAGCAGGCAGGGGGCAGUGUGGAGCCGCAUGCCUUGCCAUCUUAAUGACUGGGAGAUGCAGGUACACUUUAAGAUUCACGGAAAAGGAAAGAAGAACCUGAAUGGUGACGGUUUGGCCAUUUGGUAUACUAAGGAACGUAUGCAGAAAGGUCCUGUAUUUGGAAAUCGAGACAACUUCACUGGCUUGGGUGUUUUUGUAGACACGUAUCCCAAUGAGGAGAAACAGAUAGAGGCGCAAAAGAAGAGAUACACUCCUCGCACACAGAGGAUCUUCCCCUUCGUCCUGGCCAUGGUGGGGAACGGCAGCAUCGGCUACGACCACGAGCGGGACGGACGGCCCACAGAACUGGGGGGCUGCAACGCCAUGGUGCGCAACCUCAAACAUGACACCUUCCUCUUCAUUCGAUACAUCCGCCGCAGGCUCACGGUGAUGAUAGACAUCGAUGGGCAGCAUGAGUGGAGGGACUGCCUGGACUUACCCGGGGUGCGGCUGCCCCAAGGCUAUUAUUUUGGCGCAACUGCAAUCACCGGAGACCUCUCAGAUAACCAUGAUAUAAUCUCCCUGAAACUCUACCAACUGACGGUGCUGCGGAGUAAAAAGGAAGAGGCGGAGGAGGAAGAGGAAAUAACCAUACCCAGUGUAGAUAACUUCGAUCUACUCAGAUUGGGUGACGCUGAAGAAGGGAUGAGUGGAAUCGCUAUUUUCUUCACCGUGCUCUUCUCCAUGCUGGGUUGCAUCUUCCUCAUCGUCAUCGGCCUGGUGGUCUACAGCCACUGGAACGAGAGCCGACGCAAACGCUUCUACUGA